UUAAGCAUUUAUCCCCUCUGCAGAAAAUUCCACAUUUUGGAUACUGCGACGAAAUUGACCUGACGGCUCUCGUCGGACUGCGGAAAGAGUUGAAGGCCAUGGCAGAAGCUCAUGGAGUGCGACUCUCGUACAUGCCCUUCUUCAUCAAGGCAGCGUCGAUGGCCCUCUUGCACUACCCGGUUCUUAAUUCGUCCGUGGACGAUAAAUGCGAAAAGAUCACUUACAAGGCUAGUCAUAACAUUGGCAUUGCCAUGGACACCAGUAAUGGACUGGUGGUGCCAAACAUAAAAGGCGUCCAAGGCUUGACACUCCUGGAAGUUGCAGCUGAACUGAAUCGUCUCCAAGAUUUGGGAAUGCGAGGGUCUCUUAAAACUCAGGACAUUACCGGUGGGACCUUCAGUCUCUCUAAUAUAGGAAAUAUUGGUGGAACAUAUGCCAAACCUGUUAUAUUACCUCCAGGAGUAGCUAUUGGUGCAAUUGGCAAAAUUCAGGUCCUGCCAAGGUUUGACGCAGCAGGCAACAUUGUCAAGGCACACAUCAUGCAGGUCAGCUGGUCUGCUGAUCACCGGGUAAUAGACGGAGCAACAAUGGCACGUUUCUCCAACCUGUGGAAGAAGUUCAUAGAAAAUCCCGCAACAAUGACCAUGCAUAUGAAGUGAUUGGCCUAAAGUGAAUGCGUAGGAGAAUAAUGAAAUUCGUAUUGAUGUACCUUUAGCAGGUAAUAGAACAAGAAUGCUCUUGUGGUUUCUAAAGAGUUGAAAGUGCUUUAUGGAUACACAGUGGCUUUGUAAUAACAACUUUCUGGAAUUGCCAAAGUCUUGUUGGUAUGUAUGUCAAUGAGACUUCAUUUUAUAUCUUAAUGGGGUGGGGUCCAAUAGAACUGCAAUGGGCGUUCAGUAUUUAUGAAUUGUUCAGUUAGAAUUUUGUGAUAGAUUCUGUAGGAAUACCCGAAAAACUUUGAUGCAAAUAUUCACUAGUGUAGGAUAAGUUUUCUACAGAAAACUCUGUGAUUGAUGAAUGUACUUUAGUUAAUACAGGUAGUUUAUUAAUUUGAGAUUACGGUGUAGUAGUGUUCAGGGAUGUACAUGCUAAUUAAAACAAAUAUGUAACUAGUGAUUUUGGGUAGUUUUAAAUAAUUUCAAACUGGUAUUGCUUAUGCUUGGAUGACAAGUGAUAAUUCUAGGCCCUAGUUGUGUUUGAUGAUUGUUAUUUUCGUUCUAACUUAUCAGUCAGACUUAUGAACUUGUAAAUUCUUCAGGCUGCAUUUGGAGGCGUGUCCAAAAGGGUAACUUAAGAAAACUAGGAUUUUGGAUUUUGUGCUCAUGGUGUAUAUAAAAGCUGGUACAUAAUGGUUAGUGUCACCUUGCUGAAGAAGCCUGAUUGCUUAAUGUGAGUAUGGAUCUCAUCAAAUGUAUUGUGGGUAUAUUUAGAAAUUAUUCUCCAUGAAAAGGUGACAAGUUUCAUUUAUAUAAACCCCAACUUCCUUAUUUUCAGGUGUAUUGAUUAAAUUUUCCUGUGAUUUGAGUCUUUGUAUAACUAAACUAACAUGAUACGUAUUGUGGUCUUUCAUCACUGAAGGCCAGCUUUGAAUUGUGGUAUUCCAUAGAGUAUGGUAUUUUGAAUUAGAUUUUGAACAUGUUCUUAGAAAUUAGGUCUCCUUUCGUGCACCAGUCCAACUUCAAUAUUGUCUUAUGUCAGGUUUUAUCUCAUUUAAAAUUACCCUAGAUCAUUUGGCUAACCUUAGAGAGUGAUAAGCUUAAUCAGCAAAAUAAAUGAAGAAAAUAGCUUAACAUCUUUGUCUAAAGGUAUACAGCUGUGCUGUUAAUUUUGUCGUUCAUUUUCAUAGUUAAACUGAUGAGGGUGACAAGCAUCUUUUACUUAGUUUAUAUUGGUGUGUUAAUAUAAAAUUGCAGUUUCCAGUGAAUUUGCCAGUUACCAUUUUACUUACAAAUGGGCACCUUAUAUUAAGAGUUAACUGUCAUUCAGUUAUUGAACUUUUAAGCUGCUAUGUAGACUUUUCCCUUUAAGGGAAUAAGUGUAAUGAGUUCUCUCCCUUUAUGGUGCAACCGUGAUCAGGUGAAGGUCUUUGCAUGUUAGAAUAUAUAGCAUUUGUUCAGUUUUGAACAAAUGCCCCAAGCCAGCCGUACAAGGAUUAAAAACGUAUCUCAAUGUAUGUUUUCAACCUUUUAAAAAGUUUUUUCUAUCUAGGAACAAGGGAUUUGCAGAGUUGUAAGAAAAAUUUUACCAAAAAAUAUAGAUUUUAAUUAUAGGCUUGUCCAUAUAGUGUAUACAUACAGCUAGGAUUUCAAGUCAUUAGCCCCUGUGGUAGGCAGGUUCCAUAUGAAUAGUGUUCAUCUUCUGAAUAGAAAUGAUGAUGAUAAUACGUUUUGGAAUCCAUAAUAUUUCUAAAUAUCACAUUGGUAUUUAUGAUAUUGGUAAAUGAUGUGUCAGGAUCUAAAAUUUCUGUAAUAUAGGAGGCUGCUUUACUGUGCAUCUGUUAAAUUGCAAGACAAAAUUUUUUUAUGUGAAUUAGACUUCAGGAUAUUUUGAAAGGCUCUAAUGGAAAUAUAUGUGAUCAUUGAUGUGGAAUUCUUCUUGAUAGGAUUUAAAUUUUGCCCUUUUAAUGGUUAAAAUAUUUCUAAUAUUAGCUUACCCUGGAUAAAAUAAAGUACGAACUAGUGAUUUUUGACAUAGCUUAUUGUCUCAAUGUAUAUUCAUUUGGAAAUCUUUUUGUACUAUUACAAUUUUAUUUUUUUACAUCCAUACUAUCAAUUUUGCAGUCUCUCUUCUCGUAGUAAAAUGCAAAGUUCAAUUUAGUGCAAGGAACUUUCCAGGUAGGUUGAAUUUCUAAAUGACACUGGUUAUGUUUUAAGGCUGAAUUAAGAUAAAAAUAGUUAACAGUUACCUUGGACAGAUCAGGCAUUAAAAAAAUGUGCCAUAUAAGUGCUGUUUGUAAAAAGGUAAAACGGUGUAGCAGGUAAAUGCAGUAUUGCUUACUAACAUCACUCAGAAAGUUGGUGAAGUUAUAUAAUAAUAUUAGUUUUGGGUUGAACGAGGAUGUUGUAGUGUUGGUAAUCUGUUUCUGUAGGUGAUGGGAGCAUGUAAGUACAAUAAUAGGUAUCCCAAAAUUUUAUUUUUGUAGGGUGUGUUCGUCGAUGCUUUAGUUUUAGGUGAAUUAUUCACGUUCCGCUCAUUGUAGUAGUUCUUUGGUUUGGUGACGAUCUCUUUUUAGUAUUACUAUAUUUUCCGCAUUGUAAGAGAAGCAUUGUUUCUAUUGUCAUAAGCAACAAAUGCAAAUGUCUGUCAUUUUGUCUAUAAUAUGACAUCAUAGAACUUAUAGUAACUUAUGCAGAAUUCAUUUAAAAUUUAAAUAAGAAUAUUGAGAUGUCAUUGAAUGUGAAAUUUUACUAACUUUAUUUUAAUUGUGGGUCUGUAUCACUUAAUGUUUUAGGUAUGAAGGAAAGUUACUUUGAUACAGUAUUUUGCUUAUAUUUGCUCAAGAAAGCUGUUGAAUAUACAGUAUGCUUUCAGUGUUUUACAAAUUGACAUUGGUCUAAUGUAACCUUCCUGAAUGAGUAUGACUGGGGAUUUAAGGUGCAAUUGCAUUCCCUAUUGAAUAGGCUGGUUGAAUUGUAUUUUUUUCAGAUUUUCUUAGAUUUUACAAUUCCAUAAUUUCCAGAUACCUGUAUUUUUAUGAUUCUGCUAAUCGAUAGACUCUUGAGUUUUGGAAAGUUUAUCAGAAUUGAAACUCAUUUAAAUGUUAUUAGGAUGUAUUUUGUUCAUUGUGCAGAAUUACUUUGCCUCCUCUUUGAUUUUAGAUUAUUUUAUUGUUAUGGUACAAUACAGGAAUAUAUUUAUAAUGAACCAUUUGCUUUGACAUCCUGAGAUGCUUUUAGUCAGGUAUCCGUUACAGUUGGUGAAAGUGGCAAGAUUUUUAUGAAAUGCUAAAUCAGACAUUAGUAUUGGGAAGUUGCAUAGUAUUUAGGGAGCAAAGUGACAGCUAUAACCAUGCAUAAGCAAGUUAUAAUGGAAUUUGCCAGAAAAGCAAAGCAUAAUCUUACUGUAUUUGGUUUGCAUGUUGUCUUAUGAUAUUUGAAACUAGGAAGUUCUCUUAGUCCAUUGUGAUUCUGUUGUGAUAUGUUUGUAGUCUAUGUUUUACACAACUUCGUGAAUGAUAUAUGCCUUUUCUCCUUGAUGGAGAAGGCCCUGUCUCGCUGGACUGCUAUCAGUCAAGUUCCAGAAAAUUUGUACUGUGCAUGCUCUGUCCUGCCCACUGGGCUACCUCCUCACUUUUUCCCAGGAUUGCCUUGCUAUCUGCAGUGCUUAGUUGUUAGCAAUUAAUUUCAUUUUCAUCCAUUCAGUUUAAUUCAUCCUUAAAUGCAGCAGGGAGGUUCAAAGUCUAAAUGCUUGAGUGUUGUGCAGUUUUCUUCUCACUUGUGAACAUGUAGAAAGUUUUCUUCAUUUUUGAGAGCAAGUGCCUGAAGGUAACCUUCAACCUUCUAUCUGUGGGAGAGGCUACUGAAUGGAAUGAGGAGUCGUUUUCAUUUUGAAAGCGAGUGCCUGGAGGUACCCUUCAACUUUUCCUGUUCUACCUCUAAUGUAUGGACAGAAGCUUAGAUGUCUUUUUGUUAGGACAAGUCAUUGCAGCAGGUGCUCUUCUGUCUGUGGGAGAUGGGAUGAAUCGUCUUUAUCUACUUUGUCCUGAUUCAUUAUCACUUGCUUGCAACUUAUGCAACUGAGGAGAGAACGUUCCAGUGUACUGGUUUACACUUUUAAUGUUGGCGGUAGCAAACUCUCUGUUCCUUUCCUAGCUGUUACUAGAUACAGACUUAGUUUUACAUUUACAUGGCCAUCAUAGCUCCUUGCCAGUGCACAGGAAGGUUUCACUUUUAACCUUGCUCAUCUGGAUGUAGUAUUGACAGGAAGGAUGAAGCAAGUGGAGUGGGAAUAUUUUGAAACUUCACUGAAAUACGUCCUGUAAGAUUUGGAUUUCUUCAAGAAAAUAAGGCACAUAUGCCUUUGGGUUUGCAUGAAUAAACUCUUUGUGUCAUAAAAACCAGUAUUUAACCUUACAGUCUCACUUCAGCUCAUUCAAGCAUUAGCUUUCAAUGUACAAAGGUGUAUUGGAAUGUGUGUGAACUUUAUUGCAGUAUAACUGUGGUAGGAUUCAGAAUUUUUAAGUGUUGUAAAGGCCAAAAGUAGUAAUUUAAAAUGCUUGUAUUGUACAGAAUAGUAAAUAUAUUUUGAAAAAAUA
This is a messenger RNA of Macrobrachium nipponense, 5254 nucleotides long. It is a transcript of the gene Dbct, whose product is annotated as lipoamide acyltransferase component of branched-chain alpha-keto acid dehydrogenase complex, mitochondrial-like. Gene Ontology annotation, molecular function: acetyltransferase activity; lipoic acid binding. NCBI's taxonomy places the organism in Eukaryota, Metazoa, Arthropoda, Malacostraca, Decapoda, Palaemonidae. The transcript is spliced from 4 exons. Gene Ontology annotation, cellular component: mitochondrion; cytoplasm. The record is from RefSeq and is a predicted model, not a curated record. Bases 99 to 659 code for a protein of 186 amino acids.